Messenger RNA from Arabidopsis lyrata subsp. lyrata, 1788 nucleotides. RefSeq lists its product as uncharacterized. Lineage: Eukaryota; Viridiplantae; Streptophyta; Magnoliopsida; Brassicales; Brassicaceae. The transcript has a single exon. The record is from RefSeq and is a predicted model, not a curated record. Bases 1293 to 1676 code for a protein of 127 amino acids.
CCUGAACCAUAUCGAAUAAAUAUUGUUUUAUAUUACUAUAUUCGAAACCAAUAACGUGAUCAAUAAUUGAAUCUAGACAUCAAAAUUUGGUGCUUUUCUCAAAACAAGAAGAGAUAAAUAUACAUAGGGGUGUGAUUUUGUCUGAGCAGCAAUACGUGAUUAUGACAUUAUUGGUGGGACUGACGUUUAUUUAGAGAGAGUUCUAACUCUUACGAAAAAGUAAUCAUAGAUCUACUUAUCUACAUAUAGUCCACUAAUUUGUCAUUAUCGACUAGGAAAAAAAUCUUUGAUUGGAAUCUUUUGAAUUUUCAAGUAUAUAGUUGUUUCCAUCUAGAUCAUUCAAGCUGAUUAUAAUAAGUCUGAGCAUAGACUUGUUAUAAAUAUUGUAAAGACAAAAAGUUGAUAGAUGUGAAAAUUAACUAUCAGUCCACGACAAAAGUCAACGUAAAUGUGCCUUGACUUUUAGAAACCUCCCCCGCACGUGACCGGUUGGAGAAAGCUUCUCUCCGUCCUCUCGUCGUUUAAUGUUUCUCACAACCUUUGUUCGCCGAGUUGUCUCUCACAAUCGUAAUGGUUAGAAAUUAUUAUCGUUUGUAUAUUACUGUUACAACAACAGUAAUAUUUUCUCUUACUGCGUAAGAACAAUUUAUCAAGGUAAAUUAUCCAAGUAACUUGCCUUUGCUUAGUCUCAUUGUACUCGUUAGAUCCGCUAAGUAAUAUGUAACGUAAUUUAGUGGUUGUUCUAUGGCUUGUCUGAUGAAACAUGAAAUCACGGAUUGUAAUACUUUUUUUUUUUUUUUUGAGUCUCAGGGCAAAUUAAAAUAGCAAAUACGAAGUGGAAGAAUUUUUUUUUUUCUGGCUAGUCAAUGUUCUGCUUUAUGGAUUAAGUGACAAAUAGUCUUUGGACUUUUGUGAGACAUAAAACAUCAUCACAUUAAGGAAACUUGAAAAGUACAACCAAUAGAAAAAUCGAAAUUGAAAUAUGGCAUGAUGAGAUAUUCCUAAUUUGAAAAAAUUAUAACAAGAAAAAAAACAGCUGGAAUUAUUCUAAAGAAACGGUAACAGUACUGAUAAGUGUUGACGUAAAUUUGGUACAAUAUAUGUCGAGAUUUUUUACUAAAAUAGUCACAAUUUAUCAUUUAUACACACUAACACUCACACACACAUUCUAUUUGGCCAGCCUAUAUAACAACAAACUUCGAUACAGAAACAAAGCAAGAAAAAAAAAAACACUUAGAAAAACUUGAAAUUGUAAGCAAUCGACUUUGAGAGAACUCUUCAGUCCUUGACUAAUGACGAAAAACACAAGAAACACCGGUGGAAGGAGCUCACAAGAGAAGAUUAGUGAUGGUCGUGAUCCUAACAUCUGGGACUGUGAGAGUACUCUCUACGAUUCCUACGAACUUGUCUCUUUUGUUCACAUCAUCGAACGUAAACUAAUGCCUUACUCUCCUCUCGCUCCGAAGUCUGGUUUGAGUCUACGAGCGGUGAUGGAUAAAGAUAACGACGACUGUUCCUCUGCGUCGACUAAGAGGGGGCGUUGUAUUCACCGGAGGAAAUAUUGGUGGAACAGAAAGAAGAACGACGAAAUGAAGGAACGAAUACAUAAGAAGAAGAAGAAGAUGUUUGAUUGUAGUCUUUGGUGGAAUUCGUGUUACAAGAACUUGUUCUUAUAAUAUGUAAGCAGGUUAGUUGUUUAUGUGAUGAAAGUAAUGUGUUGUGUGUUUUAGGAGAUUGUAUUACUAUACAAGUAAUCGAAUAAACUGAGAUGUGAUAAGUAUAAAGAAA